AUGAGGCACUUGAACCUUUCCUCGGUGACAGAGUUUGUCCUCAUUGGUCUUCCCCACCCUGAAGUGAUGAAAAUCCCACUUUUCAUGUUAUUUUCCUUCAUUUACUUGUGUACACUUUUGGGGAAUGUUCUCCUAAUUUUAGUUGUAAAAGGAGAUCCUCACCUUCACAAACCCAUGUACCUCUUUCUUCUUAACCUUUCUUUCUUAGACAUUUGGUUGUCUACAGUUACAUUGCCUAAAAUGUUGACAAACUUUGUACAAAAUGAAACAACUAUUUCCUUCCAAGGAUGUAUCAGCCAGUUGUAUUUCUUUCACUUUUUUGGAAGUACAGAGUGCUUCCUUUACACCAUCAUGGCCUAUGAUCGUUUUUUGGCAAUUUGUCGUCCGUUACAUUACCCUUACCUCAUGAACUCGAAGCUCUGCAGGCGGUUUGCUGCUGGUAUUUGGUUCACUGGAUCUCUUCACUCAAUGAUACAUACAACAUUAACCUUCCGUCUCCCCUUUUGUGGUCCAAAUAGGAUUGACUACUUUUUUUGUGAUGUAAUCCCAUUGUUAAAACUUGCAUGUGCAGACACUACUCUAAACAAAGCAAUAAUAAUCACUAACAUUGGGGCUGUUGCUUUACUUUGUUUUAUCAUGAUUUUGAUAUCCUAUGCCCAUAUAAUAAGCACAAUUCUGAAGAUCAAAAGUUCUGAAGGUAGACGGAAAACCUUCUCCACAUGCGCGUCACACAUGAUAUCAGUAUUUUUCUACUAUGGUCCGCCUGUAUUUAUUUAUUUGAGUCCUAACUCGAUGGACUAUGUAAUAGAAGAAUCAAUUGCUGUGUUUUAUACUCUAGUAACUCCAAUGUUAAAUCCCAUUAUUUACUCUUUUAGAAACAAUGACGUGAAGGCAUCUUUAAAAAGAAUCAAAUGGAAGAAGCCAGAAAGAUAA
Messenger RNA from Hyla sarda, 933 nucleotides. Its product is annotated as olfactory receptor 10G2-like. NCBI's taxonomy places the organism in Eukaryota, Metazoa, Chordata, Amphibia, Anura, Hylidae. The transcript has a single exon. The record is from RefSeq and is a predicted model, not a curated record. The coding region runs from base 1 to 933 and encodes 310 amino acids. Gene Ontology annotation, biological process: G protein-coupled receptor signaling pathway. Gene Ontology annotation, molecular function: G protein-coupled receptor activity; olfactory receptor activity. Gene Ontology annotation, cellular component: membrane.